Messenger RNA from Monascus purpureus, 573 nucleotides. The record is from the annotation of a GenBank genome assembly. NCBI's taxonomy places the organism in Eukaryota, Fungi, Ascomycota, Eurotiomycetes, Eurotiales, Aspergillaceae.
AUGUCUUCAAGCUCCGACAAAAGCGUUACAGCCCAAGAACUCAAGAGCGAUUGGAUGAGACGCAGGAUUUUUGGGACAGAGGACAUCGACCCGUACCGGAAUCAGCUUCAAGGGUUUUAUGAUAACCUAGAACAGCUAAAAAAGCUCCCAUUAUGGGUUGCUCACUAUGACCUGAACGAAGUAAACGUCCUCAUCGACGAGGAAUGCAACAUCACUGGCUUGAUCGAUUGGGAGCUUUCCACCCCUCUACCAUUUGGUGUGAACUUCGGUCGCAUCCACACAUAUGGUGGCGAAUAUACGGGCGGAGAAUUUUUGGUGCCUGAUGAAUUUGAGGAUGCCGAACGAGCUUUCUGGAAUGAGCUGUUUGAUGGAAUGCCAGCAGAGACCCGUGACAGCUUAAAAAAACAAGUUGACCUUGUUCAGGAUGCCGUUAUCCUGGGAACCCUCUUGGAUUGUCUGUCUUUUGAACAAGGAAGGGUUAUUGUUGGCCCAGUUUCUAAGAAGGCUCUCCCCAAGCUUCUUACUUAUCGAGUGCCUUUUGUUAGAGGGAGCGCACCACCGUAUAAAGAGUAG